AUGAAGUCCGUUCUUUUCUUCGCCACCGCCGCUGCGGCUGCCGGCCCUUACCUGGCCUGGACUGCCGACUCGUUCACCCAGCACGAGAUCGACAACAAGAAGCCCUUCCACUACACCAAGGCUGUCCUCUACGACGGUUUCGAGGCCGCCUAUGAGCUGACCAAGAACGAGUCUCUCGCUGACUGGUACCGUGGCCGCAUCGACGAGCGUGUCGUCCUUGCCAACGGCAGCAUCGCCAACUGGAAGCCCGAGCACUACUCCCUUGACGAAUACCGCAUCGGUAACAACAUCCUCUGGUGGUACGAGCGUACCGGCGAGGCCAAGUACAAGAGCGCCGCCAAGAUCAUCCGCGAGCAGCUGAACCGCCACCCCCGUACCGACGAGGGCGGCUUCGUCCACCGCAGCCCCAUCUACGACCACCAGAUGUGGCUCGACGGUAUCUUCAUGGCCGACACCUUCUACGCCAAGUGGACCAGCCUCUUCGACGCCAAGAACGCCACCGCUUGGGAUGACAUUGUCAACCAGUUCGACAUCAUCGACCGCCGCACGCGCAACACCACCCUCAACCUGCACUACCACGGCUUUGACGAGAGCAAGACCCAGUCCUGGGCCAACCAGGUCAACGGUGCUUCCCCUCUGAUCUGGUCCCGUGCCGUCGGCUGGUACGCCGUCGCCCUCCUCGAGGUCAUCCAGCUCCUGCCCAAGGAGCACCCUGGUGUCGCGAAGCUCACCAACUACUUCGUCACCCUUGCCGAGGGCCUCAAGAAGUCCCAGGACAAGUCUGGCGGCUGGUACCUCAUCAUGGACCCCGAGUACACCAGCAACCCUGCCAACUACAUCGAGUCCAGCGCCUCUGCCCUCUUCGUCUUCGCCUGGCUCAAGGGUAUCAAGCUCGGCCUCAUCUCCGAGUGCACCUACUUCACCGCCGCCGCCCGUGGCUACCAGAAGCUCACUGACUUCGUCACCGAGAACGCCAACGGCACCGUCAACUGGGAGGGCACCGUCGAGGUCGGCUCCCUGAACAGCGACGCCAGCUUCGAGUACUACACCACCGUGCCCCUGGCCGCCAACGACUACAAGGGUGUCGGCCCCUGGAUGUUCGCCUCCUACGAGUGGGAGACCUACAACCAGACCAAGAGCGCCGCUCCUGUCACCGCCCCUACCAAGCUGCGCCAGCGCCAGUACAACCGCCGCCUCAAGAGCUACUACUAG
Colletotrichum truncatum is the source of this 1212-nucleotide messenger RNA. Its product is annotated as cell wall glycosyl hydrolase. Lineage: Eukaryota; Fungi; Ascomycota; Sordariomycetes; Glomerellales; Glomerellaceae. Gene Ontology annotation, biological process: carbohydrate metabolic process. The record is from RefSeq and is a predicted model, not a curated record.